CUCUCUCUCUCUCUCUCUCUCUCUCUCUCUCUCUCUCUCUCACACUCUCUCUCUCUCUCUCUCUCUCUCUCUCUCUCUCUCUCUCUCUCUCUCUCUCUCUCUCUCUCUCUCUCUCUCUCUCUCUCUCUCUCUCUCUCUCUCUCUCUCUCUCUGUCUCUCUCUCUCUCUCUCUCUCUCUCUCUCUCUCUCUCUCUCUCUCUCUCUCUCUCUCCCUCUCUCUCUCUCUCUCUCUCUCUCUCUCUCUCUCUCUCUCUCUCUCUCUCUCUCUCUCUCUCUCUCUCUCUCUCUCUCUCUCUCUCUCUCUCUCUCUCUCUCUCUCUCUCUCUCUCUCUCUCUCUCUCUCUCUCUCUCUCUCUCUCUCUCUCUCUCUCUCUCUCUCUCUCUCUCUCUCUCUCUCUCACUCUCUCUCUCUCUCUCUCUCUUUGUUUAAUUCAGACAGUUUGUGUUUAACAGGUUUAUCUGCUUUUGUGUCACUUUAUGUAAGAUUUGCAGAGGGCUUCGUGGAGUUAUGUUUGUGUGGAGAUUGUUGUUGUGAGUUUGGUGUGUGGAUGCUCGCUGCUGAUGUUGACUUGAGUGUUUUGUCAUGUCGUGUCAGUCGGUGAAUGUUCUCUGAACACAGUUAAUUGCUUUGAUUGAGCAGAUUGAUUCUUCAUUCAUCAUCAUUUCUCUUUCUUUCAUCACGUCCAGUCCGGUAUCAGGUGCGUCGUGAUGUGACUCUGGUUCAAAUGUGUCACCUCUCGUGUGGAGGAGGAGCGAUUCACAGCUAAAUAAACCUGCUGUCACAAACUCCUUCACACUGACCCACAAACAACUUCACUGAGAUCUCACAUCUUUCCUCACGGCCGACAAAACAAAGAACUCAAAGACCCUAAAACAUCAAAGAGAUGUCAAACUCUACUAGAGGACCAGCGGUCAGAGCGUCUGCGUCUCGAGCAGCCGGCUCAUCAGCAGAUUCUUCAGACAGACUCUCUGGAUCUCCAGACUCUCUCUUGACGGUCCAUUCCAUCGAUCUUCUGAAGUCCAGAGACGAGCCGAACCGCCGAGAGCACCGCACGGACGGUUUCAUUCAUGACAAACUGAUCGUCCGCAGAGGUCAAACCUUUCAGAUGUGGAUCGACCUCUCGCGACCUUUCAACCCUAAAACUGACCAUCUGCACCUGGAGCUCAGGUUAGAUUACAUGUUCACGAGUGUUCGAGGGAUUCGCAUCUUGGUUUGGUUAGUGGAUGAACUGGAAGACGGCCGAUGGGAGAUGAAGAUCGUGGAGCAGAAAGACACAAAGAUCAGACUGUCAGUCAACACUCCAGCCAGCGCUUCUAUUGGCCAGUAUAAAGUCUCUGUGGUGACGUAUUCACGGAAGGGCAGGAUGAUAUUUCCAUACGCUCAGAAUAAUGAACUCUACGUGCUGUUUAACCCCUGGUGUGAAGAUGAUCCGGUGUAUUUAGAUAAUGAAGCUGAGCGGAGAGAAUGUGUUCUGAACAACAUGGGAAGAAUUUACUACGGUACUGAGCUGCAAAUCGGAACCAGAACCUGGAACUUUGCUCAGUUUGAAGAGGAUGUUCUUGAAGCUUCUCUGUUUGUGUUGGAGAGAGCGCGAGUCUCCGUGACGGCGUGGGGUGAUCCGGUGACCGUGUGCAGAGUUAUAUCAGCUCACGUUAACUCUAAUGAUGACCGGGGUAUACUGGAAGGUAAUUGGUCAGAGAGUUUUGAGGGCGGGACCGCGCCGACAGCCUGGAGCGGCAGUGGAGACAUUCUGAGACAAUACUACAAGAGUUCAGGAACACCCGUGAAAUUCGCUCAAUGUUGGGUCUACGCUGGAGUCACAAACUCAGUGUUGAGAUGUUUGGGAAUUCCUACCCGCUGUGUGACAAACUUUAGCUCCGCCCACGACACAGACCUCUCCAUGACAACAGACAUUUACAUCGAUGACAAACUGGAGGUCAUUAAAGAACGUACGAAUGAUUCUGUCUGGAACUUUCAUGUAUGGAAUGAGUCCUGGAUGGCUCGGCCGGAUCUCCCGGUGGGUCAUGGGGGGUGGCAGGUGGUCGACUCCACCCCUCAAGAGCCCAGUCAGGGUUCCUACCGCUGCGGUCCGACCUCUGUCACCGCCGUCCGUAACGGACAGGUCAACCUGAAGUAUGACACACCGUUUGUGUUUGCUGAAGUGAACAGUGAUAAAAUCUUCUGGAAGAGGAAAGCUGAUGGGAGUUUCUCUCAAGUCCAUGUGGAGAAGAAUUCCAUCGGUCAGCACAUCAGCACUAAAGCCGUGGGCUCAGACAUGCGUGUCGAGAUCACACACCUCUACAAACACCCAGAGGGUUCAGUGGAGGAGCGUAUGGCUGUAGAGACGGCCAGUCGUUACGGCUCUAAACCGAUGAUGUAUCCCUUCCCCUCGGCCAAAGACGUGACGGUUGAAAUCAUUAUGGAGGGGGCGGGGCCUCGUAUGGGCGGUGAUGCCAAACUGAGUCUGGUCCUGAAGAACAGAAGUUCAGUUCAGCGCAACACAACCCUUCUGUGUGAGGUGCUGGUCAUGUAUUACACUGGAGUUCUGAAAGCAUCGCUGAAGAAAGAACGUGUUCCUGUCAUCCUCAAACCUCAAGAGAUCAAAUCUAUUCCCUGGAUCCUGCAGUAUGGAGAGUAUAUGAAUCAUCUGGUGGAUCAGGGAGCUCUGAUGCUCACCGUCACCGGACGAGUCAAUCAAACCAAACAGAUUCUGGCCACUCAGUUCAACUUCAGACUGCGAACACCAGAUCUCACCAUCACCCCUGUAGGAGAAGCUGUGAUGGGUAAAGAGCUGACGGUCAAGAUCUCGUUUCAGAAUCCACUGCAGCAGGUGUUGAAGAACGUUCUGUUCCGGAUCGAGGGAUUGGGAAUGCAGAGCGUCAGAAAGAUCCUCUAUGGCGAUGUGGAGAAGCUGGCGACAGUGACACUGAUGGAGAAGUUUGUCCUCGUGUUCUCCGGCCCUCAGAAGCUUCUGGCAUCGAUGGACUGCCGUCAGCUCACUCAGGUGCACGGAGUCGCUGAUAUUGUGGUGAAACGACAGUAAAAAA
Messenger RNA from Triplophysa rosa, 3048 nucleotides. Its product is annotated as protein-glutamine gamma-glutamyltransferase K-like. Gene Ontology annotation, molecular function: protein-glutamine gamma-glutamyltransferase activity. The transcript is spliced from 14 exons. Bases 885 to 3044 code for a protein of 719 amino acids. NCBI's taxonomy places the organism in Eukaryota, Metazoa, Chordata, Actinopteri, Cypriniformes, Nemacheilidae. Gene Ontology annotation, biological process: peptide cross-linking. The record is from RefSeq and is a predicted model, not a curated record.